Molecule: messenger RNA, 1694 nt
Organism: Juglans microcarpa x Juglans regia
Lineage: Eukaryota; Viridiplantae; Streptophyta; Magnoliopsida; Fagales; Juglandaceae
Product: transcription factor SPEECHLESS-like
Exons: 3
Coding region: 417-1427 (336 amino acids)
Biological process (GO): stomatal complex development; guard cell differentiation; positive regulation of DNA-templated transcription
Cellular component (GO): nucleus
Molecular function (GO): protein dimerization activity; DNA-binding transcription factor activity
Source: RefSeq, a predicted model, not a curated record
GCAACGGUUCUCUGCUCUAACCUGUUUCUGUUUUUGGUUUUUAAAUUUCCAUUUUCUCGGGAUUCUGUGAGCUCCACUGCCUCCCUGAUUUCCCGUGAGAUUCCCCCAGCAUCUAACGGCCGUAAAGGACGAAGCAAAUUUCAUACACCGGGUCCAGCUAUCAAAGAGUUGAUGAUGGCGAUGUUUAGUCUCUUUCACCCCAGCCUGAGCUCUCCCAUUUACACCUCUUAGCAUUCUUUUUUUUCUCUUGAUCUUGACAAUCUUAAAUCUGCACUUCUCCAUCUGGUCCUUUUCCUUUAAAGUCUCCUCCCCUCCUCUAUCCCCACCAGGCCCUUCCCGGAGUACACUUUUUAAUAUUUAGCGGUUUUCGGGAAGGAAAAACAAAAAUAAAAUAAAAAUAGAAAGGAGAGCUGAAAAUGGGCGAUAUUCUGUCUGAUUUUUUUCAAGAACAUGAAUUAGGAGAUACCAAUCUGGCUGAAGAUGAUCUUUUCAGCAUCUUUGAGAGCUUAGAAAGUGUGGCGGAGUUCCCUCCGAAUGAUCAUGAAGUUGUGGUUAACGCCUCGAAAGAAGGCGAAGAGACUGGAAGACUGGUCUCUCAGAAGUCUACUUCCUCCAGUGCCUUCCAGGAGUCGGAGAGCGUGCUUGAACCAUCACCGAAGAGCAAGAGACUGAAACUUGCAGGGAUGACUUCUUCGGAGGAAGCUAACCCGGAAGGGCAAAUAAGGAGUACUUCCCAUAUUACUGUGGAGCGCAACCGGAGGAAGCAAAUGAAUGAGCAUUUGUCUGUGUUGAGGGCACUUAUGCCUUGCUUCUAUGUCAAAAGAGGAGAUCAAGCAUCCAUAAUUGGAGGAGUGGUCGAUUACAUCAAGGAGUUGCAGCAAGUUCUUCAAUCGCUUGAGGCCAAGAAGCAACGAAAAGUUUACAGUGAAGUCCUCAGCCCUAGGCUAGUUUCAAGUCCAAGACCCUCACCGCUUAGCCCUAGAAAGCCACCUCUAAGCCCUAGACUAAACUUACCCAUCAGCCCAAGAACCCCACAGCCAAGUAGCCCCUACAGGUCAAAGUUGCAGCAAGGUUACCUCUCUCCAACCAUGGCUAGCUCAAUUGAACCAUCUCCAACAUCUUCAUCUACUACUUCAAUCACUGAUAAUGUGAUCAAUGAACUCGUUGCAAAUGUGAAGUCUCCGAUUGCAGACGUGGAGGUGAAGUUUUCAGGUCCAAAUCUUCUUUUGAAGACAGUAUCCCCUCGGAUCCCAGGGCAAGCCAUGAAAAUAAUUUCUGCACUUGAAGACCUCUCCCUCGAAAUUCUCCACGUAAGCAUCAGCACUGUUGACGAAACCAUGCGUAACUCCUUCACCAUUAAGAUUGGAAUUGAAUGCCAACUUAGCGCAGAGGAACUCGCACACCAAAUUCAGCAAACAUUCUGCUAAGUUCACUGAUCAAGAUUAUAAAUUGUUUCACCAUGAGCAGUCUCAACUGGCCUAUCUAACAAGACCUCUUUCUUUCUUUGUGAACUGAAGUGCAUGCACUAAUAAAAGAGAAUGUAGGGAUUGGCAUUUUCCGACAUUCCUUUUUAACUAUAAAUGUAACUGUAAUCAGCCAUGGCCUCAUCAUGUGUUAGGUAGUCAUCAUCAUGUGUAACUCUCUCUGUAGCUGAGCUUUUUCAAAUUUGAAGUUGCAUGGUCGUCUAUGAUGAA